AUCAUUGUUGAACUCGAAUCGAAAAUUUCUACUCAAUGCAGCACAAUAGCGCAGCUGAAGGUUGAGCUCAGCGAAUGCGAAAAUGAACGGGACGAAAUAAAAGAACGAUCAGAAACUUUCGCCAAACAGAUAGCUGAACUUAGCCGUCAGAACAUGGCGAAAGAAGAGAAAAUAACGAUGUUGGAGGCUGCGUCAAGGGAGGCAAGACACGCUGAUUUACGACAAAAGCUAGAAACUUUGCAGUCAGAGUACGACUCACAAAAGCGAAUUUUGGAGAAGCAGAAGCUACAAGCUGCAGAGUGGAGGAAUCAAGAGCUUACUGACGGUGUCGUGGAAGCUACGAGACCGUUGAUGAAAGAAAUCGAGUCGCUGAAGGCGUUUUACCGGAAUCGUCAGGUCAACUGGGAACAGUCAGAAAGGUUGCUGCACGAUCGCAUACGAGAUACCGAGAGAAAAUUAGCGGCGGCAAAGCAGAAUGAAACUGCCACACUGGAAUCGUACAAAACAUGCUGCGCUCGGCAGAAAGAACUAGAAAACAGCCUGUCGAAGGUGGUCAGAGAGAAGGAACAGGUCGAGGAGUUGCUCACAUCUGUGCGGCACGAUUUACAGCUCGCUGUGGAAUCUGAAAAAAUGACCUCUUCUUCAUUGGAGGCUGAACGAAAGCAACACGCUCAAAUGCUUGCAGAAAUGAAGAGACGUGAACAGGAAAUUUCCGUCACCGCUCUUGAUACGGAUGAUCUCAAGGAACGGCAGCGUCUGGAGCUGGUUGUAAAGGAGAUGAAAGAGAAGCUAGCCUACCAGGCAGAACUCUGGGAAAGUGUUGACAACAUCGCCAACGUUUCCUUUUUAUCUGAGCACUUGAGGGAACGGCUGCAAGCUAAAGAGGGCGAAUUCAAAGCCAUGCGAGAAGAAUACCGAAAGGUUUUAGCGACGCGAGACGCUCUUGCAGCCGAAAUCACCAAGCUCAACAACGAACUGCAAGAGAAUCGAUCAGCGGUAGCCGAGCUUUCGGAACUGAAAGAUUCUUUUCAGGAUUUGAACAACAGGCAUCAAGCACUGUUACAGCUGUAUGGUCAGAAAAUCGAGGAAGCCGACGAACUACGUAUGGACCUUCAAGACCUCAAAGACAUGUACCGGCAACAGGUAAAGUGA
Molecule: messenger RNA, 1152 nt
Organism: Soboliphyme baturini
Lineage: Eukaryota; Metazoa; Nematoda; Enoplea; Dioctophymatida; Soboliphymatidae
Source: the annotation of a GenBank genome assembly